Pelodiscus sinensis (Chinese soft-shelled turtle) is the source of this 1543-nucleotide messenger RNA. Lineage: Eukaryota; Metazoa; Chordata; Testudines; Trionychidae. The record is from RefSeq and is a predicted model, not a curated record.
UUGAUUUGUGUCUCUUUGGAAUCCAGCCUGACUUCGGCAUGGCAACUUUACCAGGGACCGUCCCCAGAAUGAUGCGCCCCGCGCCGGGGCAGAAUUAUCCCCGCACUGGGUUCCCUUUGGAAGUGUCGACUCCGCUGGGCCAGGGCCGUGUAAACCAGCUCGGAGGGGUGUUUAUCAAUGGCCGGCCUUUGCCCAAUCACAUCCGCCACAAGAUAGUGGAGAUGGCCCACCACGGCAUCCGGCCCUGCGUGAUCUCCAGGCAGCUCCGAGUCUCCCAUGGCUGCGUCUCCAAAAUCCUUUGCAGGUAUCAGGAGACCGGCUCCAUCCGCCCCGGAGCGAUCGGCGGGAGCAAACCCAGGCAGGUUGCCACUCCCGACGUGGAAAAGAAAAUCGAGGAAUACAAGCGAGAGAAUCCAGGGAUGUUUAGCUGGGAAAUCCGGGACCGGCUCCUGAAGGACGGGCACUGUGACAGGAGCACUGUUCCCUCAGUGAGUUCGAUUAGCCGGGUGCUAAGAAUCAAGUUCGGGAAGAAAGAGGAGGAGGAGGACUGCGACAAGAAAGAGGAAGACGGGGAGAAGAAAGCCAAGCACAGCAUAGACGGCAUCUUGGGGGACAAAGGUAACAGGCUGGAUGAAGGCUCAGAUGUUGAGUCUGAACCGGACCUACCCUUGAAGCGCAAGCAGCGCCGGAGCCGGACCACCUUCACGGCCGAGCAGCUGGAGGAGUUGGAGAAGGCCUUUGAGAGAACCCAUUACCCAGAUAUCUACACACGAGAGGAGCUAGCCCAAAGGACCAAGCUCACAGAAGCCCGAGUACAGAUGCCACCUACCCAACCACCACCAUUUCCCAAGAUGGGGGCAGCACAGUGCACAGACCCCAGCCCCUGCCACCAUCCACCAUGCACCAGGGAGGGCUGGCAGCUGCCGCUGCUGCUGAUACCAGUUCUGCCUACGGGGCCCGACACAGCUUCUCCAGCUACUCGGACAGUUUCAUGAACCCUGCAGCUCCUGCCAAUCACAUGAACCCCGUCAGCAAUGGCCUCUCUCCGCAGGUGAUGAGUAUCCUGAGCAACCCGAGCGGGGUUCCGCCGCAGCCCCAGGCUGACUUCUCCAUCUCACCCCUCCAUGGUGGUUUGGACACCACCAACUCCAUCUCUGCCAGCUGCAGCCAGCGGAGCGACUCUAUCAAGUCCGUUGACAGCCUCCCCACCUCGCAGUCCUACUGCCCUCCCACCUACAGCACCACUGGUUAUAGUGUGGACCCCGUGGCCAGCUACCAGUAUGGACAGUAUGGACAAACUGCUGUCGACUACUUGGCCAAGAAUGUGAGCCUGUCUACCCAGCGCAGGAUGAAACUGGGAGAACAUUCAGCAGUGCUGGGCCUCCUACCAGUAGAGACAGGCCAGGCUUACUGAAGAAUCCGUCUGUGCCAACAACCUACUCCAGCAACCUGGUACCACCGGAGAAAACACCACCAGCAGCCUUCCAGGGUUCCACCUCUAUCCGGACCCCGCUCCUUCCCUCAUCUCCUCCACCCUGCACCA